Molecule: messenger RNA, 1329 nt
Organism: Manihot esculenta (cassava)
Lineage: Eukaryota; Viridiplantae; Streptophyta; Magnoliopsida; Malpighiales; Euphorbiaceae
Product: transcription repressor OFP14
Exons: 1
Coding region: 125-1003 (292 amino acids)
Biological process (GO): negative regulation of DNA-templated transcription
Source: RefSeq, a predicted model, not a curated record
AUGCAGCUGCCUUUAAUUAAUUAACUCAACAUCACCACCAUCAUAUAUUUAUAUAUAUAUAUGAUGAUCAUCCAUUGUUUUUGCAGAAAACCUUCAAAAGGAGCAACCUCAGUUCCAUUAGGAGAUGCCAAAGAAACUGCAAAAGUCCCUCCAAGCUUGCCUCUCUAAGAUCAAAAACCCUACUCCUCCUUCCAUGUCUUCUUCUAAAAACUGGGUUUUUUCAGGCUGCAAAAGCCCCAAGACUCCUUCUUUUGCCACUGAGCGUACCCUCAACGAGGGACGCAACAGGGACGGUGCAGCGACGCUCUCUGAUAUCGAUCGUUUCCUCUUUGAGAAUUUUAAGUCUCUUUAUAUCAAAAACGAGGAUGAAGAUCGUCAUCGCCAAACGAAGAGAGGUCAAGGUGAAGAAAAAGAAGAAGAUGGAGAUUGUGCUCGAGUUCAAAGUCCUCUGGGGGUAUUUUAUUAUGAUGAAUCCCCUAGGUUGUUCGACAUACCGCCGGACCUUUGUGGGUCACACCGGUUUUUUGUUACUGCCAGCUCGUCCAGCUCGCUCAUCGAGGAGGCUCGGUUGAGUCUGACUGCCACAUCCGAAGAAGGAGAGUCGAGUUCAAGCUCGAACAGCAAUACCAUAAUCGACUCAACAAAGAAAUGUAAUUCUAACAGCACUGACGUAAAAAACAUAAACGUUGCUCUUCCCGACGACUGCAUCACAGUAAUAAAGUACUCUAAGAAUCCAAAUGACGACUUUCGACAAUCUAUGCAAGAAAUGGUGAAAGCAAGAUUACAGCAGAAGGAAAAGAUUGACUGGGAUUUCAUGGAAGAGCUUCUAUUCAGUUACUUGGACUUAAACGACAAGAAAUCACACAAGUUCAUACUGAGUGCUUUCGUGGAUCUUAUUGUGGAUAUGCGUCAACGUUCAUACAAAAUCCCGGCAAAGUCACGGAGGAGCUGUAGAAUUGCGAGGGAGAGGAUCAGGAGGAGGAAAUUGAGGAAUGUUACGUAAGAUUUUGGUUAUGCUGUGUUUUUGGACUCAUCUGCCUUAGGCCUCACAUGCAAUAUGCAUUAUUUAUUUGUGGAUCAGUAAAUUUCGAGACCAAAAAUACUUAGUUUAAGAAUUGAGAUUUGUAAUAUUGUGGUAUUUGGUGAGAGAUGGCGGAUGCUUAGGGGUGGUGUUUGUCUGUUGCUUGUUCCCUGCAGGUGAUUCUGGAUGGCAUAUAUUAAGAGAUUAUUAUCUCAAUUCUAAACCAAUCGUCUAAAUUUGUUAAGUUUUACGAGGGUUUUUAUUUAUUUAUUUAUUAAAAUCCCCUUCAAGUUUCAUCUAAUUUCAUA